GUGCUACUUUGGAUAAUAUGACCAGGUGGAGUUAGGAGGACCAAUAUGACACCAUGAUUGUCUUAGUAUGUUACGUGUUACAGAAGGGCUUGUCAUGUUUUGUUGGCUUGCAGAAGUUCAUGUGUUUCUCUGCCCCGCUUUCACUUGUUUACAUUCUGACAGUGGCAGGCCUGACGGGGCAGUGUCAUCAGUGUGCAGGGUGACAGGGCAUUUUGUGUUUGGGGGAUAGUUUACAGACAGAGAGAGAGAGACAGAGAGAGAGAGGGAGAGAGGGAGAGAAAGAAAGAGAAGGGGGAAAACAGCUGAGGUCAGUGCUCUGGAAAGAGCUGUGGGAUGGAGAGCCGAGUGGAAACCAGAGAUUAUGUCAAGCAGCUGAGGCCGUUGUCCCAAACUAAACUGUGUCACAACACUGCUGUUUUCUCUUCAUGCUGGGUGCAGGGUAAGAGGAAGAGGGACUCCUAUGUCAGAGGUUUAGGAUGGCCAGUGAAGGCUCCAGUAUUCCCAGCCCUGUGGUGCGCCAGAUCGACAAGCAGUUCUUGAUCUGCAGCAUAUGUCUGGACCGCUACGAAAACCCCAAAGUUCUGCCCUGCCUGCACACCUUCUGUGAGAGCUUCAACUUUCUUAAUCUGGCAGAUAGCAGGUGUUUGCAGAACUACAUUCCGGCCCACAGCUUGACUCUGUCGUGCCCUGUGUGCCGCCAGACCUCCAUCCUGCCGGAGAAGGGUGUGGCGGCAUUGCAGAGUAACUUUUUCAUCACCAACCUGAUGGACGUGCUGCAGCGGCCAGUGGACAGCUGCAGCCAGGAGGCCGCUGCUCUCAACACCAUCACCACUGUAGCCACAGGCCAGCUGCUCUCCUGCCCCAACCAUGGAGGCAACGUGAUGGAGUUUUAUUGUCCACCAUGUGAGACAGCCAUGUGUCAGGAGUGUACAAGUGGCGAACACGCAGAACACCCAACUGUGCCUCUUAAAGACGUGGUAGAGCAACACAAGGCCUCGCUACAGGACCAACUAGAUGCUGUCAAGAAGAGGUUACCAGAAAUCGACUCAGCGCUGCAGGUGCUGUCGGAGAUCCUGCAGCAGCUGACCAGUCAGAAGAGCUCUAUUGAGGACAGUAUCCAUACUACCUUUGAUGAGCUGCAGAAGACCCUCAAUGUCCGCAAGAGUGUUCUGCUCAUGGAGCUGGAGGUGAACUACGGCCUCAAACAGAAGGUGCUCCAAGCCCAGCUAGACACCCUACUGCAGGGCCAGGAGGGUAUCAACAGCAGUUGUAACUUCACAGAGCAGGCCUUAAGCCAGGGCACUGAGGCUGAGGUGCUGCUGGUGAAGAAGCAGAUGAGCGAGCGUCUCAGUGAGCUGGCCAGCCAGGAGCUUCCUCUGCAGCCCGGGGAGAACAACCAGCUCGACUUCCUCGUGGAGACGGAGGGCCUAAAGAAGUCUAUCCACAAUUUGGGCACCAUCGUAACGACCAAUGCCGUGGCCUCUGAAACUGUGGCUACCGGCGAAGGACUGCGUCAGUGUGUGGUGGGUUUGCCCACUUCCAUCACCAUAACCACCAAGGACAAAGAUGGAGAGCUGUGCAAGAUGGGCAAUGCUGUCAUCACCGCUGAAAUGUCUGCACCCGAUGGCAGCACGGGUGAAGGGGAGAUACUGGACAACAAGAAUGGCACUUAUGAAUACUUAUUCACAGCUCCUAAAGAGGGUAGCUUUACUUUAUCACUCUGGUUGUAUGACCAACAUAUCAAAGGGAGCCCUUUCAAGAUAAAAGCUACAAAGUCUAUAGAUGUGUCACCAACUUCAGAUGGCAUGAAGAAGAGGUUGAAGUCACCAGGCAGUGGGCACAUCAAGCAGAAGGCCAUUAAGAGGCCAGCCAGUAUGUACAGCACAGGGAAGAGGAAAGAAAACCCCAUCGAGGAUGACCUCAUCUUCAGAAUUGGCACGAAGGGAAGAAACAAAGGGGAGUUCACUAACCUGCAGGGAGUGGCUGCCUCCUCCCUGGGCAAGGUGCUGAUAGCGGACAGCAACAACCAGUGUGUCCAGAUAUUCUCCAAUGAUGGCCAAUUCAAGAGUCGUUUUGGCGUCCGGGGCAGGACUCCGGGUCAGCUGCAGCGGCCAACAGGUGUGGCCGUCCAUCCCAAUGGUGACAUCAUCAUCGCUGACUAUGACAACAAGUGGGUCAGCAUCUUUUCAAGUGAGGGCAAGUUUAAGACCAAGCUCGGCUCAGGUAAGCUGAUGGGCCCUAAAGGCGUGUCAGUGGACAGAAAUGGCCAUAUCAUCGUGGUCGAUAACAAGGCCUGCUGCGUCUUCAUUUUUCAGCCCAACGGAAAACUGGUCACCAAGUUUGGUAAUCGUGGCAACGGUGACCGGCAGUUUGCAGGUACACUCAAUGGUCCUCAUUUUGCUGCUGUCAACCACAACAAUGAAAUCAUUGUGACAGACUUCCACAACCACUCAGUCAAGGUGUUCAACACUGAAGGGGAGUUCCUGCUGAAGUUUGGUUCCAAUGGUGAAGGCAACGGCCAGUUCAACGCGCCCACAGGAGUGGCUGUGGACGUCAACGGCAACAUCAUAGUAGCAGACUGGGGCAACAGCAGGAUACAGGUGUUUGAUGGCAGCGGUUCGUUCCUGUCCUACAUCAACACGUCAGCUGACCCGCUGUAUGGCCCCCAGGGUCUGGCCCUCACCUCUGAUGGACAUGUUGUGGUAGCAGAUUCUGGCAACCACUGCUUUAAAAUCUAUCGCUACCUACAGUAGCCCUCUUCCCUUGGUGCAAGCAAACUGUACAGUGUAUAUACACACACACACACACACACAGAAACGUGCACACACAAAGACAUACACACUGGUAUGGAGCAGGUGGCAGGUUUGCACUCAUCCACUUAUCCAUUCACUCGUCAGCCAUGCCUUCAUUGUGCCAUCUGACUGCUCACCUUGUGUAUGUGUGUGCGGCAUCCUGCUAGACCACUGAUGCUGAAGAAACAAAAGAGAGAAGUGGUUGUGUGAAUGGAGUGAGAGUCAUUAUGAAUCUAAUCUUCACAGUUUGGUGACUGGUGCUUUGGAGAGCCAUUCAUAACUCCGUUUCUCACUGAGAUACAUUCCAUCUAAAAACUGCUGAUUUGAAAAGUGAAUCUUUAGUAUUAUGCUUCUGUUAGGCCUUUCAUUUGUGAUAACAAGGCACUUAAUGCAAGUGCAAGAAAACUGGAAAAUAAUGCCAUUGUAAAUGGAUGAAUGAUGAGUUGAUGCUGAUAAUAUUGGUUAGAUCGUGUGUUAAACGAGAGCAACAUCAAAGUGAAAAUAAGAGGUACUGAGAGGUCCCUUACCUGAAAUAUAGUGACAGUUGUUUUCAGAAUAAUUGCAGCUUCUUGUCAAAUGCUCACACUGUCCUCACACAUUUUGCCUGUUCACUGUCAAAGAAAUUUGUCCACCUUAUGUAGCAGGGUAUUUCUGAAGCAUGAUGAGACCUUCCUGUGCAUGAUACAUUUACUAAUAAACAUCAGACAAACUAUGGCACACGACGUAGGCAUCUGUCCCGGACUGAUAGAAAAAUCACAAAACAACAAUGUGAACACUGAUCCAGUCAGAACAUUUUUGUAUCUAUAUGUGGAAACAACUGCUCGGUGUUACACACCCUCACUUUAAAUUAAUAACACACACGUGCUUGUGAAUUGGUUUUAAAAUAACUUAAUAAUAGUGUAUGUGUGUAUCAGGGUGAAGCCUCCUCAUAAUGAUUUAUGAUAGGUUUUUUGUUAUGUGCAAAUAUCUUAGAAUUUGUUCCAUUUAAGUAAAAUAGUAAAAUGCUGAAAAAAGCUAAAGUCAAAGCUAAAUUCCAGUAAUAUCAUUCUGAGGCUUUGUACAUCAGCAGUCCAGCUCGCCAUGUGCCCUUAUGUCUGUCAACAAAUCCUCACAGCUAGUAUCAAGUUGUAUUUUAGUGAACUUAACCCAUUGUCUUCCUUAAAAACAAACAAACAAAAAAAGAUGCAAUGUCUAGUUCACCAGUUAGGGUGUAUGCUGUUAAUUAAACUGUUAAACUCCCAUCAGAAACACCUUGAAGUCAGCGUCCACACAGCCAUCUGUUACCUUUUGUUUGUCCUCAAAGCACACCAUUUUCAUUUAUGUCAAUGUAUAUUUUUCCCCCUGAAUUCAAUCAUUCAUUUUAUACACAAUCCUGUUAAAUUAUUUGUUCUCCUGUCAUGUUUAUAUUUGUGAUGCCAAAUGGAAUUAAAGUGCCCAUAGAAAAGAA
Molecule: messenger RNA, 4239 nt
Organism: Myripristis murdjan (pinecone soldierfish)
Lineage: Eukaryota; Metazoa; Chordata; Actinopteri; Holocentriformes; Holocentridae
Gene: trim2a
Product: tripartite motif containing 2a
Exons: 13
Coding region: 477-2753 (758 amino acids)
Biological process (GO): proteasome-mediated ubiquitin-dependent protein catabolic process; protein polyubiquitination
Molecular function (GO): zinc ion binding; ubiquitin protein ligase activity; protein binding
Source: RefSeq, a predicted model, not a curated record